Messenger RNA from Arabidopsis thaliana (thale cress), 529 nucleotides. RefSeq names its product GAST1 protein homolog 2 (gene GASA2). Lineage: Eukaryota; Viridiplantae; Streptophyta; Magnoliopsida; Brassicales; Brassicaceae. Bases 73 to 372 code for a protein of 99 amino acids. Gene Ontology annotation, cellular component: extracellular region. The transcript has 3 exons. The record is from RefSeq and is marked reviewed.
ACCAAAGAGAGUAUCAGAUAGAAAUAGUUCUAAUAUUUUGUACAACUCACAGAAAUUGCAUGAGUUUCGAACAUGGCAGUCUUCCGAAGUACACUGGUUCUGUUACUAAUCAUCGUCUGUCUCACCACUUAUGAGCUUCACGUCCACGCUGCUGAUGGUGCAAAGGUCGGUGAAGGCGUAGUGAAAAUCGAUUGUGGUGGGAGAUGCAAAGAUAGAUGCAGCAAAUCUUCGAGAACGAAGCUAUGCUUGAGAGCGUGCAACAGCUGUUGUUCCCGCUGCAACUGUGUGCCACCUGGUACUUCUGGAAACACCCACCUUUGUCCUUGCUACGCCUCCAUUACCACUCACGGUGGCCGCCUCAAGUGCCCUUAAAAUUUCUUCUGUGUCUGUUUCUGUUUCUACUUCUAUUUCGAAUAUAUGUACAUGUGUGUGUACGUGUGUAUGUAUACAAGUACUGCUAUGUUUUGGAGGACAAAAGUAUAUGUAUGAGAAGCUAUAAACUAAUUAGAAGUUGAUGGUUAUGCGUAUU